Monopterus albus (swamp eel) is the source of this 4532-nucleotide messenger RNA. It is a transcript of the gene mcm9, whose product is annotated as minichromosome maintenance 9 homologous recombination repair factor. Gene Ontology annotation, cellular component: MCM complex; nucleus. Bases 249 to 4349 code for a protein of 1366 amino acids. The record is from RefSeq and is a predicted model, not a curated record. Gene Ontology annotation, molecular function: single-stranded DNA binding; single-stranded DNA helicase activity; ATP binding. Gene Ontology annotation, biological process: double-strand break repair via homologous recombination. The transcript has 15 exons. Lineage: Eukaryota; Metazoa; Chordata; Actinopteri; Synbranchiformes; Synbranchidae.
UCCGACCCAGAGUAAUCAGACAGAAAGUGGAAAGGAAGGGUCUAUAGAAAAUACAUGGAAGAACGGGAGGUUAAGAUAGAGGUCAGAGAACAUGAAGUGCAUGUAAUAGAGCUGAACAGACUUUAGGGGCCAAAACAAAUGAUUGUGUCGAACUUCCCGAGAAGGACUGGAUUGGUUAAUAAAAUUUAGUGGGAUGGAAAGGCAGGAGGAUAAUGGUACCAGAAGAUGGCAGUAAUGCAACGUAUUGAAUGCCAUCUGCCAGUAAACGCCAAGGAAGAAGAAGAAGAAGAAGAAGAAGAAGAAGGAAGAAGAAGAAGAAAAGAAAAAGAAAGGCUGGAAGCCCGCGAAAUGUAGUUGGUUUGUGUAUACCAGAAACGGAGGUUGAGGUUCAUUAUUCACUACUCUGUGGUUUUAAGAUACAUUCGGGAUUCAGAUCACCUGACUUAACUAUGUUGAUAAGCCCAGAAGAAGAGGCCCUGAUUGACCAGGUGUUUGAAAUCUACCUGGCAGAGCAUCAUCAUGGUGACAUUCUCCGGCUUAUUACAGACGCUAAUGAAGAGACCCAUUACUCUGUUGUUGUUAAUGCCAUGACACUGUUUGAUGCAAGUAUGGAGGUUGGGGACUAUUUUAAUGCUUAUCCCAACGAUGUCCUGGCUAUAUUUGAUAAAGUAUUAAACAGAACAGCCACUGAGUUAUCAAAGAAUGGUUCUUCCAAGCACUUUGGAGGACGAAGAACUAAAGAACAUGGAAUGAGACACAUUCUUCAUGUCCGCAUUACAGGUCUGCCAUUGUGUCCAGAGAUGACCAGAGACACCAUUCCCCGGUCCAGAGAUGUAGAGCACUUUUUGUCUGUGACUGGUAUUGUCAUACGCAGCGGUGUUGCCAAGGUUCUGGAAUAUGAGCGUGAUUACAUGUGCGCAAAGUGUCGCCAUGUUUUCACAGUGCAGGCUGAUUUUGACCAGUUCUAUACUUUUGUUCCUCCAACGACUUGCCCUAACCCUGAUGGCUGUAACUCGUACAAAUUCAGUUGUCUGUCUGGAGGAUCUGAGCCAGCUGUCUGCAGGGACUAUCAGGAGAUCAAAAUACAAGAGCAAGUGCAGAAGCUGUCAGUGGGCAGUAUUCCUCGUUCUAUGGUGGUGGUCCUGGAGGAUGACCUGGUUGACAGUUGUAAAUCUGGAGAUGAAGUGACCGUCUAUGGGGUAAUGUGCCAGCGCUGGAAGCCCUUUUAUGAUGGCACUUGCUGUGAUGUGGAGCUGGUCCUCAAAGCUAACAACGUAGAAGUAAACAACCAGCAACCUGCUGCUGCUCUGCUAAUGAAGGAUGUUCAGAAAGAAUUUGACGACUUCUGGAAUAGCUACAAACAUGAUCCCAUAGCUGGAAGGAACCAGAUCUUGUUGAGUUUGUGCCCACAAGUAUUUGGCAUGUAUGUGAUUAAACUGGCGGUGGCCAUGGUGUUGGCUGGCGGGGUGCAGAGAAUUGAUUCUUCUGGGACCAAAAUCAGGGGUGAGUGUCAUAUGUUACUGGUUGGAGACCCUGGCACAGCGAAGUCUCAAUUCCUGAAGUAUGCAGCUAAGAUUAUGCCUCACUCUGUACUCACAGCUGGAAUUGGAUCAACAAGUGCAGGGUUGACGGUAGCAGCAGUAAAAGAUGGAGGUGAUUGGCAUCUUGAGGCAGGAGCCCUGGUCCUGUCAGAUGGUGGUUUGUGCUGCAUUGAUGAAUUCAACAGUAUCAAGGAACAUGACCGCAUCAGCAUCCAUGAAGCUAUGGAGCAACAGUCUAUUAGUGUGGCCAAAGCCGGUAUGGUUUGUAAGCUGAACACUCGAACCAGCAUCCUGGCAGCUACCAACCCUAAAGGCCAGUACGAUCCCAAUGAGCCACUGUCAGUGAAUGUAGCCCUGGCCAGCCCUUUGCUGAGUCGUUUUGAUCUGGUUCUAGUUCUGCUGGACACUAGAAACACAGAGUGGGACCGUAUCAUCUCGUCUUUUAUUCUAAAGGACAGAGGGUUGCCUGCUGAUUCGGCCAGCCUGUGGUCCAUGGAGAAACUGAAGGCUUAUUUCAGUGUGAUUAAAAAAUUGCAGCCGCAGGUGUCUGAAGAGGCCAACAGCAUCCUGACACGUUAUUACCAACUGCAGAGACAGAAGGACGGCCGUAAUGCUGCCCGCACCACCAUCCGCAUGCUGGAGAGUCUCAGCAGACUUGCUGAAGCCCAUGCCAGGCUCAUGUACAGAGAGACUGUGACUAUAGAGGAUGCUGUCAUGGCUGUCUCUGUCAUGGAGUGCUCCAUGCAGGGUGGUGCUUUGCUGGGAAACACAAAUGCAUUACUCACCUCAUUCCCUGCGGACCCUAGUCAGCAGUAUCAAACUCAGUGUCAGAUAUUGCUGGAAGGACUGAACCUGCCACUGCACCUUCAGAAGGAGCUGGAUAGACUGGCCAGGUUAAAGAGGAACCACUCAGAAGCCUCAGAGUUUGAUCCACUGGCAGAUGAAUACCAGCAACAACUCAGUGACACCAGCUUCAUCAUCAAAACACACCACCGAGACAUCACCAGUAACUGCAAGUUUAAUGUCACGGGGGAGAGUGGCUUUGACUGGUUCCACUCCAUCACACCAUCAGUGUCACCAGAUGAUAUGAACUCACCCAUAAUUACAUCAACUCAAGAAAACCUAGAUACAAAACCAAAAUUCGGUCAAUCACAAAUGUCUAUAGUAAUCAAACAAUCAAACCGUCAAACUGAGGACAUUCCAAGUAACUCUGAUGCUGUUUCAGAUCCCUAUAGAAAAAUUACCUCUACUUUAGAGGACAAAGACAGAAAAAGUGAGAAAAAUGAAAAAGAAAAAAGUGGUAAAACCCAUGAGCAGGUAAAACAGUCUGAGAAACAGAAAGAUAAACAACACUCAGAAUCGUUGGGUUGUGUGUUGCAAAAAGUGUCUAAGAAUCUGAGACACAGAAGAAUCAGGGAGCUGAAAAAUCAGCAGCGUACAGGACAUGGAGAGAGGGUGGUGUCUGUAGAUGCUGCAAGUAUAGAUGUGACUGAUGUCUUAGAUACAGCAUCAGAUUCCCACUCUAGCAGAACAUUGCUAUCAACUAAAAACUGCCCCUCCAUUAGCCUAGUCCAUAACCUGUCCUCUGGCAAAGAGAGUAUAGCUGAGGAGGACGAUAGGAGAGGCAAGACUGAGACAAAGUGCUUUAGUUCUGUGUUAAGGGAAAAGAUGGCAGCUCAACCUAAAACAAGGGAAGACUUGCAUGCAGUGUUAUCAGGCUUCAAAUUCAAAGCAAGAAAGGUGAAACCUUCAGUCACCAGCUUUAAUACCAGCUCAAAUGUUACAGAGUUACAAAGUGAAUAUAACCCAGGGGUUGGGGAUCACCACACCUACACAGAAAUCAAAAUAUGUAAACAGAAGCUAGUUAGUCAUGAUGACUCAACUAGCCCAUUGACUGUCCCAAAAAGAGGAGAAAUCCAGAACCAAAGCCUUUUGGAAGGUGUAAACGACAGGAAACAGGUAAGCAGAGUCAGUGAGGUUGGAGGAGGGAGUGGGUCUGAAAACAGUACUGGUUUUGCACCGAAAGAGCUGAAUAAUGAUGUUUUUUACAUUGAAAAUGACAAAUUGUCACUAGGAGGAAGUGUAAAUAGAAGGAAAGGGAGUGACGAUAGAGAAAAUCUGCAUCAACAAAGAACCAGAGUCAACACUGCUGAUGAGACUGAAGUAGAGGACUUUACUGAAUCCCUACUUUUAAACUCAAGCACUUGCAUCGGUGAUCCAGCACUAUCCAAAUCAGGCCACACAAAUUCUGCUGUGGCCUCCUCAACCCUGGCUAAACUCGCAAGAUUUUCAUUCACCUGCAUGACUGAGCCUAUGACCACAGCUCCAAAAAAAUUGGAAGAAAAUCCUCCAGCUAAAGUGGGGAAAAGCUCAUUUACAAGAGAUGGUGCAGAAUGCUCAAGAGCUAAUGCUACAAUCAAGAAAACUCCAAGUUCCCCUGAACACUGUCCCUUAAAAAAGAUCAAAACUGUAGUUGACAUGGACAAAGUAAAGGAUUUGUUACCGCCACCAGCUGCAGAGGUCACACUGGGACAGAAAUAUGACCAAGGCACAGAGUUACCAGCCAAAACAAAGUUGGAGCCUGCUCAUGAGGCAAACCAAAGAAACUGUGAAAAAAUGGUGAAUGACUAUGAAAGAACAGUCAAUCUGAAGAAGAGAAAGUGUUUCGAGCUUGGUUCUCUACCAAGUAGCGCUGCUGGUACCAAGGGUCCCUUUUCAGGACUAUCCCUGUUUGGUUCUGUUGAGUUAAGUAAUGAUGUUUUUGACACUGACUGGGACCAAGAGGUUUCAAAAAAAGCCAAAGUUUGAAAUUAUAGGUGACUGUCACAGUGUGUUUGUGGAGAAAGAAGAAUACUAUAAUAAUAUUAUUCAUGUCACGUUUUGCUUUGGGUUACAUCACUUCAGCUUUUUUGCCUGAUGUAUGAAUUUGUUACCUUCCACAGCCUGAUAAUAAACCCACUGAACUGUUCCAGAGGUUCACGUGUUCAUCUU